Messenger RNA from Adineta steineri, 975 nucleotides. Lineage: Eukaryota; Metazoa; Rotifera; Eurotatoria; Adinetida; Adinetidae. The record is from the annotation of a GenBank genome assembly.
AUGUCUCUAUUAAUUCUAUCAUUUGACUCAUCAUCGGAUAAAAUUGGUACACAUCUUUAUAAUAUUUUAAACUCUACAUUAUCAUCAAAUUAUCCUCAUAUAGCAUCAUUAUGUACAUUCAAUCAAUUAUUUUCUUCAUCAGUAAAUGAUUAUGAAAAAAUCAUUAAUAAUUCUUUAAAAAUCGAUUCUUUAUCUCAUAAUGAUCUUCUUGGUUUUCUUAUUCUUAUUGAUAUUGCAACAACAAAUAAGUUACAUAUUGAUAAUCUUCCAUCUAUAACAUCACUACUUAUAUAUUUGAAUCAAAAACAUCCAUUUCAACAAAUUCUUACAUUUAUUAUUCAUGCUAGUUCAACAAAUCAAUUAUAUACAUCAUCAUUAACUUGUUUUAAUUUAAAUUUAAUUUUUUCUCAUAUAUAUUCAUUUGUAAAUGGAAUUAUUUUUAAUAAUAUUGAUAAAAUAGAUGAUUACGAAAAUUAUCAUAAAAUUAUUGCUAUACAAAUAUCUUCAAUAUUUCUUCCUGUUUCAUCUUUACGUGAAGAUAAAAAACGAGUGAAUAAAAGCGUUUGUAUCGAAUUUCUUCAAUUCAUUCAACAUUUACUUAAUAAUCCAAAUAAAAAAGUUCUUAUUAUGAUAACGAAUAAUUUAAAAAAAUUUUUUAAUCAAUCUUCUUAUGCAUCAUUAUUAAUUCAACGUGGAAAACCAUCAUUAACAAACAAUGAUAUACAAUUAAAUAAUUUAGAUAUAUGGAAUUCAUUAGAAAAAAAUCGUCAACAAUUACAAUCAACCUUAAUAUUAAAUAAUGAUCAAUUUAAUAGUAAUUUACUUGAUAAAUUAAUUCUACAACCAUAUUAUAAAAAAAUUCAUAUGAAUAAAGCUUAUUUAUAUUGGUUAAGAAAAAAAUUUGAUAGAAAUAAUAUUGAAGAACAAUUAAAACAAGGAAUUCUUUUAUGUGAAAAUAUUAUUUUAGAUAAAUAA